Molecule: messenger RNA, 3516 nt
Organism: Etheostoma cragini (Arkansas darter)
Lineage: Eukaryota; Metazoa; Chordata; Actinopteri; Perciformes; Percidae
Gene: inpp4b
Product: inositol polyphosphate-4-phosphatase type II B
Exons: 25
Coding region: 480-3317 (945 amino acids)
Cellular component (GO): cytoplasm
Molecular function (GO): phosphatidylinositol-3,4-bisphosphate 4-phosphatase activity
Source: RefSeq, a predicted model, not a curated record
UUAACUAAACAGUAAGGCACUCCUUACUUCCACAGCGGGUUUAAAUUCUUUAAAAUUGAAUGAAAUUAUGUAGCAAUUAAGGGAUUUUUUUUCUUUUCCACUUGCAAGAAUCUGGAAACGUCUUCAAAACAGCGAUACGGAUGCUCACAGAAGGGACAAAGGCUCCAUGUGAAGGCUUUCUUUUAGAACAGAGAAACUGCAUCUGGACUGCUCACAUGUGCUGCCCGGUGCUUGUGCACUAUGCCGCUACUACUGGAUAAAUUCUUUCACCCCUCAUAAACUGCUGCCACGGCUCUACCACAACAUUACCACAGCAAUCGCGUGAAAUGGAACCCGUAACAUCUUUACACGCUCUAAGUGCAGAGGAGGCCAUCUGAGGCUGCGUGUGAGCCAGGGAACUGGACUGGACUGUGGUGUUUCGUGGAGGAGGUGGAAGAAGAGGUGGAGGGAGAGGGAGAACUGAGGGGACAGCUGGACAGAUGGAGGACGGAACCCAACAACUGGGACGCUGCAUGGUUGACAUGAAGGAGCUGAGUGCCAACCCAGAAGGACUGACCGCUGCUGGUGUUUUUCUAACACCCAAGCUGCCUCAGGUGGAGUUCAGCCUUGCCUGUAAUGAUCUGGUGGCCUCAGGCAGAGACAGGAAGCCCAAUGCGUUGGUCCAGGUGGCUGUCAUAGAUCCCCACAAGCAGCAUCUCGUCUUUCAUGCCUGCACAGAGAUAGUGGAGGCGAACAAGGAUCCGUUGUUUCUGACAGGGGUGACCUUCCCUUCAGAGUAUCCUGGUAGCCCGGAGACACUGGUCAAACUAAGUGUGUAUGAUGCAAAGGACAAGAGCCAGGAAUCAAGCACCUUCCUGGGUUGUGCCACAUUUUCAGUAGGCGAACUGCUGAGAGCUAAAGAUGAACGACUGACCUUAAGUCUCAGGUCGUCUGAUGGUGUGUGCGCAGCGGGAACGGUGGUGGUAAGUCGUCUGAAGAUGGGGGAGAUGGAGGAGGUUGACGUAGACCACAUCACCACUGACAUACCAUCACACAAGUGUCCCUUGGUUUGUGAGUCCGCAUCCCAUGCCUGCAUCGACAGAGAAAAUAACCCACUGACAGGGCCAGUGUUCAAGAACCCAAUAUGCAAGGUGUACAGAUUUCAAACAGUGGACAGCAAGUGGAUGCUUGUGCGGGAGCAAAUGGAGGAGUGCACGUUGUCCUUUAGUAUCCCCAAACAGCUGCUCUCACUGUAUAUUCAGGAGGACAUAAGCAGGGUGCAGGACCUGAAGGAGCUGGGGGAGCUUUCUCCUCACUGGGACAACUUAAGAAAAGAGGUGAUGACACGAUAUGGAGGAAUCAUCAGCUCAUACCAAGAUACUUUGGCUGAACUGGACAAAAUUACUGGUCAUUCAUUCAAGCCAAGCUGCUGCAAAGCCCAGAAAUCUCUGGAGUUCAUUCCAAUAAACUUGCACACACAGCGGAUGAGGGUGACGUGCCCCAGAAAAACAGAUGCAUUCUAUGACGUCGUCACUGUCGGUGCACCUGCUGCCCAUUUCCAAGGCUUCAAGUGUGGUGGUCUGCAGCGUCUCCUCAGCAGAUAUGAAGCAGAGAAAAAAAGCUUCAGCACUGCCUACCAGUGUAUCUACUACUCCCCAGAGCACAUAGCCAAAGCUCAGGAGGUACUCAGCACCAUGAGCCUCCUCCAGCCCCUCAUCACAAGCUUAGCGGACCAGCUCCUCCAGGCUGCCCAGGACCACUCUUCCCCUGGACUGAGAGAGGCACUCAAGAACCUUUCUGAUAAGACAGAACAAUUUGUUCACACGCUUAAGGAUGAAUUGGUCAAGAGUGCACUACUGGCACUGCAUGCAGCGCAGUCCGGAUACAUUUCCAAGAACCAGAAGCAAACCCCGGUGAAGGGAGGCCAACACCAAGGACACAUCCACCAGGGAAGUGACCAGAGUCAGAGCCCAGUCCAGGGACUUCCAGGCCACAGUCCAGCCACGUCCGUCACUGACAGUACUGCAGUGUGUAAUAAUGUGGAAGGGUCCCAAACUACAACUAGAGGCGAAGGUGGGCCGCUGAAGCACCAAGACUCCAUACCACACCAUAAAGAGUAUGACGAGGAGGAAUGGGACAGGGUGUGGGCCAACGUUGCCAAAUGUCUCAACUGUGUAAUCGCCAUGGUGGAUAAACUCCAGGAAGAAGACAACAACAAGCAGGAGCCAGUCCCUGAGCAGCAGCUUGCUGAUGUCAUCACCUCACACAACCCAGGCGACUGGAGGGAGCAGCUGCGUCCUCUGGUGACCAGGUUAAAGGAGUGUGUGAUAGAAGUGGUGGAGAAGGCAAAGAGAGCCAUGACUUUUGUGCUCCUGCAGGAGACAGCCUGCAGCAUUCCGCAGGGCUUCAUCCUCCAACAGAGGCGAGAUGUGGUCUUCAGUCAGGCACUGGCAGCAUUAGCCUGUGGUUUUGUGAUGAGGCUGUAUGCAGGAAUGCAGGACCAAGGCUUCCUAAGGCAGCUCCACCUAGUUGGCCUGGUUGCCCAGUUUGAGAGUCUGCUCAGCACCUACAGUGAGGAGAUCGGGAUGCUGGAGGACAUGGAGGUUAGCAUCUCAGAUCUGCAAAGAGUCACGUUCCACAUUACAGAGGCCAAGACAGAUGACCUUAGUGACCUCCAGCCUUUAGUGUGUGGCCGGCGAGACCACUUCACAGUGGAAGUGCCAUUACCACGACUGGUGUUCCAGACCUUGCCAGAGGAGAUCAAGGAGGGCAAGCCUCUACGAGUAUUCCCAGUGCUGUUUAAUGUGGGCAUCAAUGAACAGCAAACAAUAGCAGAGAGGUUUGGAGAUAUCUCUCUACAAGAAAGAAUAAACCAGAAGAACUUUGAGAUGUUAGAAGGCUAUUACAAAUCAUUAAGUGAACAGGUGCCACUAGAAUGUCUACCAUGUUUUCAGACACCGACUGACGUAAAGGAAUUACUUGAAACCCUGGGCCAGAAUGUAGUUACAAAGAAGAGAAAGAAUGUGGAGAUACUGUGGAUUGCUGGAACAAUCUGCCGAAGGUUAAAUGGCAUCAGGUUUACCAGCUGUAAAAGUGCCAAAGACAGGACAUCCAUGUCUGUCACAUUAGAGCAGUGUGCCCUCCUACGUGACGAACAUCAGCUCAGCAAGGAUUUCUUCAUCCGUGCUCUGGACUGUAUGCGGAGAGAAGGAUGUCGGAUUGAGAACGUUCAAAAGAAUAUUAAAUGCAGGAAAUACGCCUUCAACAUGUUGCAGCUGAUGGCCUUUCCCAAGUGCUACCGACCACCGGAGGGAACUUACGGCAAAGUUGACUCUUGAGGACGUAAGCCAUGUACUGUAAAACCAGUCAUUGUGUGUUACCCAAGUAGUAACUAUGAAAGCUUAUACAUUAUGGUUAAAAUGUUGUAUUAUUGUUUAUUGUAACCAAAAUAACUUGCUGGAUUUUGCUGAUAGUGUGUGUUCAUUGAUUCCCAAGCUGGAUUUGCCAAACGUGUUAUUUUGAAAUUCAUGCACUUUC